AUGUCUGAAGAGUACUCUAUUUAUGAGCACCUGGAGCCUGAAUUAUUGAAAGAUGCGGACGGCAAUGUUGUUAAGUACUCUGAUAGAGUCGCUUUGCCCCCUUCGAUUUUGGAAUCGUUGGUUAAUCAACAACAGCGUUUAUCAAUUGCAAGUUUACCACAUCCCUUGAUCUUUCGUUUACAGGCAGAAAAAUCAAAUUCAGCAGUUAACUCUUUUGUGGGUGUGAAAGAGUUCACUAGCCAGGAAGGAACAAUAUUACUCCCAGAGUUCAUUUACGACAAACUAGUGUCACCAGAUAACAAUGAUUCUACUAUAAAUAUUACUUUGGCUAGUGAUAUCCCUAAAGGUACCAGCAUUGCUUUGAAACCUUUAGAAUUGUACCCUGAAAUCAAAGAUUGGAAGUAUUUUUUGGAAGCGAAGCUCAUUAAAAGUUACACUACGCUGUCCACGAACGACACCGUAUGCAUAUCCGAGAAAGAUAAGGUCUAUAAAUUGCUUGUAGAACAAGCAGAACCUACUUCUGCGAUUUGCUUGAUAGACACAGACAUCGAUCUAAGUAUUGUGCCAUUGGAUGAUGAAAUGGCAAGGGAAAUGAGCAACCAACAGGACACAGAAACAGUAUUACAGUACGGGACUAACGCCGUAACUAUAGCAGACACCGAACACAGUCAUGCAUAUAAACUACAACUUGAUAAUAGCAAUGACUUAUGUUUAUCCCUUUCUAUCAAUUCGCAAGAUGUCAAUCUUGUGGACCUGCUAAUAUCCAACAACCAGUUCAUAUCCAAGGAUUCACUUCAAUGGUCAACAAUUCCAUUUAAUGAGAACUCGAACAUCAACAAGAAUGAUGGUACUAUUUCUAUAUGUAUACCCAAGACAGAUCACUGGAUUGAAGGUAAAGAGUUUGUUUACAUCUUACCUAUAGUAUGGAGCGAAGGAGAAUCCUUCAAGUCACAGCUAUCAAUUUCUAGAAUAGCAGAAGCACAUGUAACCACAAGUAGUCUUCAAGAAACCUUAAAAGCUGACGAAGCCAAGUGUUCUAAUUGUGGCAAGCAUGUCCCUAAGCAGUCAAUUUCAUUGCACGAAAACUUUUGCCACAGAAACAACAUCAAAUGCUCGUGUGGUCAGUUGUUUUUGAAAAAGAUACCCGAUACCCAUUGGCACUGUCAGAAUGAUGCAUAUUUUGGUGCAACUAUUGAGGGGAGAGAUAUUCAUCAGAAACUUCACCACACUGAAUAUGAAUGCUCCUUGUGUUCUACUACACUCCCCAAUUACAUUCAAUUGGCUCUCCAUAAGUCAACUGAAUGUCCUGAACGACUGCAUAUUUGUAGAUACUGUCAAUUAACCGUGCCCCAGGAAGUACCUUCAGCUGAAGCAAUGCUGUCAUCCAUGACUCAGCAUGAGUAUCAAUGUGGAUCCAAAACAACGGAAUGUCAUCAAUGUUCCAAGAUUGUAAGACAAAGAGAUUUGCAAACGCAUAUGCAAUUACAUGAACUUGAUCGCAAGCAACAAGUUGCUCCUAUUGUAUGUGCAAAUGUCAAUUGUUGCAGAAUAUUAAAUGAACCCACUGAUUUACAGUUGUGCUCAGUGUGUUUUGGGCCACUCUAUUCCACAGACUACGAUCCUAAUUAUGUCAAAUUGAAAAAUCGGCUGGAACGGAAGUAUAUACUGCAAUUGACACGAGGCUGCGGUACUUCGUGGUGCAAGAAUGUGGAGUGCAUUUCGUCGGGGAUUAACCCAAGUUUAAAAACUACCACACUUAAGGAGAAAAUAAGCCACAUCAGCAAUGAUCUUCUUACAUCGGUCCCUUUGAUAAACCAGAACGUAGUUACAGCAAAAUAUUAUCUUUGUGUUGACAACCUAGUUACCAAACGAAAGUUUAUGGCUGAUAUGAUUUACGAGCAAGGCCAAUAUGAAUACGGCUGGAUUUGCGAAGCGGUGAGCAAACUUAGUUUCGAUGAAAAUGGUUCUGAAAUGGGGCAAGUUUCUAGUAUGGAGCAGUGGCUUCAUAAACAUGCGGUUAAAGUGGGCGAAUGA
Molecule: messenger RNA, 2034 nt
Organism: Komagataella phaffii GS115
Lineage: Eukaryota; Fungi; Ascomycota; Pichiomycetes; Pichiales; Pichiaceae
Exons: 1
Coding region: 1-2034 (677 amino acids)
Cellular component (GO): VCP-NPL4-UFD1 AAA ATPase complex
Molecular function (GO): polyubiquitin modification-dependent protein binding
Source: RefSeq, a predicted model, not a curated record